AUGCGUCCAUCUAGUGUCGCGCAUGAAAUAGCCAGAGGCGCAUGCGCAGAGGUUUCUAUGGUUACCGGACGCUCGAGAGCAAAAAUGCCGUCCCAGACAAAAAAGUCUUCCAAAAAAGGCCACAAGCUGACCAAGGCCCAGCGAGCAAGGCAGCAACAAGAGGAGGAGGAGAGGAAGCUGCGAGAAGAAGAAGACGCUCGGCUGCAGGCAGAAAGACAAGAACAGGAGAGACUCAGGAGGGAGCAGAAGGAGAGGGAGGUUCGGCGGCUGGAGCUGAAGGACGAGGAGCGCAGAGACGGGGAGCUGGAGGAGCUGCGCCUCCUCCUGCAGGAGAACCAGGAGAAAGUAACUCGAUGGAGAAGCGAGGCCGCAGAGACCGCCAAGUGGGAGCGAUACAUGCGCUGCGACGGCACUCCAGACCUGACUGAGCGGCGCCACGUCAACACCUACAUCAGCCUGUGGAGGGAUGACCCCGAGGUCAACAUCUCUCAGGUCCUCCAGCAGUGCAGCUGUGCUCUGCAGCUGACUGAGGAGCUGGAGGUUUUGCUGGAAGAAGUUUCUGAUCCUGAAGAGGCAGAAAAGCUUCAGGAGAGUUUUGUGAAUCUGCAGGAGAUAAUCCACCUGAAACUCAAUCUGGCUGCUGAGGAAAUCCUUAAGGCAGCCAAUAAAAACAUCGACCCCGAAACGGAAAACAUGCAAACGGUGAUCACGGAUGACAACGUAACUCUGUGUCUGUGGGCCAACCUGAGGAAGAGAAUGAGGUUUAAGGGUUUCCACUUUGAGAAAGCAGGUCUUAGCUUUGAGCUCCCCAAGUCUCUGGCUGUGAAGGACGUCGCGAUUGGGAUCCUCCACACGCGCUACGACCACUUGUCCGUACUGGCCAGGAUGACUCACAAAGCGACACACGAGUCUGGCAGCAGUUCUCCCAUGAGGAGCAAAGGUCUGGGAGGUGUGGCCUCAUCUGUGUUGGAGAAGAAAGAGAUCCUAAAAGUGGAAUCAGAUGAGACACAGUCCACCCCCGGGUCAGAGGACGGGAAGAGUACAGAAAGUCUGCAAUCAUCUAAAACCACUUCCGGCUCUUUGGAGAGCAGGAGAAGCCACAUUCUCACUCAGAUGGAGAUGAUUGAAGAUAACAGCCACCUGACUGAAUCCCGGCUCACAGAGAUGGGCUCUGAUGAGGUGGUUGAUCUACUGAAAUACUCGCCUCUGGGCGGCGUUUUCUACUAUGGCGUGUUUCAUCUUCCUCCUCAAGCUCAUCUGAUUGUGGACUCGGGGUUGAAGGCGUUUCCCUACACUGCGGAGACAUCCAGCUCAGAUGACAGCGAGGCCCCCAGUGACCCUCAUGUGGGGGUGUCUGUGACUCUGCCCGACUGGGCGCGGUUCCUGAAAACGCCGAAAGUGGCCCUUUGGGACGCUGCAGGAACGCGGUGGGUGGGCGGAGUCAUGGACCUGACCUAUCAGGAGACCGAAGCCAAAGUGUCCUUCAGGAUGCCCUCCUUUCGACCGUUUGUGCUGAUGCAGGAAACGUACGCCAACCUCCCGUUUCAGAGCUGGGAGCUCCGAGCGCUGAGCGACAACUCCGCCCUGUUCUCCAUCAGCGGCGCUCUCCUCCACCUCAGCAUCACCGUACAGGAAAACCUGUGCAUGCUGCAGUCGGAUCAGAGGAAAGGCUUGGCUCACAUCCUGGGGAGGUGGAUGAGCAGAGCCGCCCUGCAGAGAGCCAUGACCAAAGCUGGGCUCCACAUCUUUGUGAACGAACACACCGACCGAUACGUCCACACCUGCAGGAAGAACCCGACCACAGAGCACGCCGCCUAUCAGCAGAUGGCUCUGCUGGCAUCGGCCUGUGCGUUCUCCUGGAGCAAAUGGAACACACAGUGUGGAGACGAGCACCUGGUCAUGCAGGUGUGUGAGCACCUGCCCCCCACCGCCGUACCUGCAGGACGGUGGAGCCUGUACCUGUUGGGAGCUCAGAGGGUCCAAAGGCUGGAGGCCACGGAGAACAGUGAGACCUUCUCCUUGGAUCAUCAUCCUGACAGCGAGUUCCACUCCACCUUGGUCCACAUGCUUCGGGACACCAUGAGUCCGGACGGAGCGGCCAGAACCAGAGAGUCCGGUUACCGGUUCGUGGAGGCCGUGCAGAGCCUCCUCUGUUCCACCAGACCGCUGCGGUUUUCCUCUUGAUGUGAAAAGGUUUGAACAGAACAGAAGGGCCGUCAGGUGGAACAGGCUACUUUAUUUGUGCAAAGACCCGUGCCAUCUUUGGACCGUACAAGUGUAGAAGUUACAGAAAACAGUAAAAACAAACUUUGAUGCUGAAAUUCUUAUGAGUAGAAUCUGCAGAAAAGGUUCAGAUCCCUGAAGCUGCACAGUUUAAGGGAAAAAGUAGAUCAAGUUUCCUUCAGAAACAAACAAACUCUUAAAUAUUCGGACACUUUCAUAACUCUGUCCUCAGUGUUUCUACCAGACUUAUAAAAAAAUCCUCCGUGUUCAAAGAGGAAACGGUUAAAUAAAAGCGCCAUCGUCAGA
Molecule: messenger RNA, 2529 nt
Organism: Oryzias latipes (Japanese medaka)
Lineage: Eukaryota; Metazoa; Chordata; Actinopteri; Beloniformes; Adrianichthyidae
Gene: dnai7
Product: dynein axonemal intermediate chain 7
Cellular component (GO): axoneme
Molecular function (GO): beta-tubulin binding; microtubule binding
Source: RefSeq, a predicted model, not a curated record